AUUAAAAACAAUUUAGUGGAGAAAUAGCUCAAAUUCGUUUUUGUCUUGUUUUGUUUCUCUCUCUCUCUCUCUCUCUCUAUCUCAAUUUCUGUGUGUUACAGUACUUGUUGUGAAAGAGGAGGAUCAUCAUCGGACUUGUCUUCGAUGGCCGGCGUCGAUUCCGGCAGGCUUAUCGGCUCUGAGAUUCAUGGAUUCCAUACCCUGCAAGAUCUGGAUAUACGAACGAUGUUGGAGGAAGCAUACACUAGGUGGCUCCGUCCUAAUGAGAUCCAUGCUCUCCUCUCUAACCAUAACUACUUCACCAUCAACGUCAAGCCUGUCCACUUACCCAAAAGUGGCACGAUUGUGUUUUUCGACCGUAAGAUGUUGAGGAACUUUAGAAAAGAUGGUCAUAACUGGAAGAAGAAGAAGGAUGGCAAGACUAUUAAGGAAGCUCACGAACACCUUAAAGUGAGCGUCUUUCACUUCACUGACGAGCGUUUGACAGAUAAUUUUAUAUGCUCUCUUGUUGUGAUGUUAUUGUUCAAUCUCCAGGUUGGUAAUGAGGAAAGGAUCCAUGUUUACUAUGCCCACGGUGAUGAUAACCCUACCUUUGUUCGAAGGUGUUACUGGCUAUUGGACAAGUCUCAGGAGCACAUAGUUCUUGUCCACUAUCGUGAGACGCAUGAGGUUCAGGCAGCUCCAGCAACACCUGGGAACUCGUACUCAAGUUCGACCACUGACCACGUAUCAGCAAAACCUGUUACUGAAGAUAUUAAUUCUGGUGUCCGUAAUGCUUGUAAUACAGCACGCAGCAACAGUCUGGUUGCUAGAAAUCAUGAGAUUAGCCUUCAUGAGAUCAACACACUUGAUUGGGAUGAGCUUCUAGUAGAAACAGGUAUGACCAACCAGUCUUCACCAACACAAGACGAUGUGUUAUACUUCACUGAACAGCUCCAAACUGCGGCUAUGGGAUCUGCACAGCAGGGGAAUCACCAUGCAGUCUACAACGGAUCAACAGAUAUACCAUCAUACCUCGGUCUUGGGGACCCUGUUUAUCAAAAUAACAGUCCAUGUGGCGCACGAGAAUUUUCUAGUCAGCACUUGCACUGUGUAGUAGAUCCAAAUCAACAGACAAGGGAUUCCAGUGCAACAGUUGCUGAUGAACAGGGUGAUGCUUUGCUUAAUAACGGUUAUGGAAGUCAGGAAAGUUUUGGAAAAUGGGUAAACAACUUCAUAAGUGACUCUCCUGGUUCAGUGGACGAUCCUUCACUUGAAGCUGUAUAUACACCUGGACAGGAAUCAUCUGCUCCUCCUGCUGUAGUUCAUUCUCAGUCUAACAUACCAGAGCAAGUAUUCAACAUCACUGAUGUUUCACCUGCCUGGGCCUACUCGACAGAGAAAACAAAGAUUCUUGUAACUGGGUUCUUUCACGACAGCUUCCAACAUUUUGGAAGAUCAAACCUCUUCUGCAUUUGUGGAGAGUUGCGUGUCCCCGCAGAAUUUCUCCAGAUGGGGGUAUAUCGUUGCUUUCUUCCCCCUCAAUCUCCUGGGAUAGUGAACCUUUAUCUAAGUGCGGAUGGGACCAAACCGAUCAGCCAAUUAUUCAGCUUCGAACACCGGUCAGUUCCAGUUAUUGAAAAAGUCGUUCCUCAAGAGGACCAGCUGUACAAGUGGGAAGAAUUUGAGUUCCAAGUCAGACUAUCUCAUCUUCUGUUCACUUCUUCGAGCAAAAUCAGCGUUUUCUCAAGCAGAAUCUCAGCUGAUAACCUGCUAGAGGCUAAAAAACUAGCUAGCAGGACUUCCCAUCUCUUAAACAGCUGGGCGUAUUUAAUGAAGUCAAUCCAGGCGAAUGAGUUGCCGUUUGAUCAAGCAAGGGACCAUCUCUUUGAGCUCACUCUGAAAAAUAGGCUGAAGGAGUGGCUUUUGGAGAAAGUGAUCGAAAACCGCAACACGAAGGAGUAUGACUCUAAAGGCCUUGGAGUGAUCCACCUUUGUGCUGUCCUUGGAUACACUUGGUCGAUCCUUCUCUUCUCCUGGGCAAAUAUAUCGUUGGAUUUCCGUGAUAAGCAUGGUUGGACCGCUCUUCAUUGGGCAGCAUACUAUGGAAGGGAGAAAAUGGUGGCUGCUCUUCUGUCUGCCGGGGCAAGGCCUAACUUGGUGACAGACCCGACUAAGGAAUACCUCGGCGGCUGCACAGCGGCUGAUAUUGCACAGCAGAAAGGUUACGAGGGUUUAGCAGCUUUUCUUGCAGAGAAAUGUCUUGUAGCACAGUUCAGAGACAUGAAAAUGGCUGGAAACAUCAGUGGUAACCUUGAGGGCGUCAAAGCAGAGACGUCAACAAACCCAGGGCAUUCAAAUGAAGAGGAGCAGAGCCUGAAGGACACUCUGGCGGCAUACAGAACCGCUGCAGAGGCGGCUGCACGGAUCCAGGGGGCCUUCAGAGAGCACGAGCUCAAAGUCAGGUCAAAGGCGGUUAGGUUUGCUAGCAAAGAAGAAGAGGCCAAAAACAUAAUAGCCGCUAUGAAGAUUCAGCAUGCGUUUCGAAAUUACGAGACUCGUAGGAAGAUUGCAGCCGCUGCUCGGAUUCAGUACAGGUUCCAAACAUGGAAAAUGAGGCGGGAGUUUUUGAACAUGCGGAAAAAGGCAAUUAAGAUCCAGGCUGUGUUUAGGGGGUUCCAAGUAAGAAGACAGUACCAGAAGAUAACAUGGUCGGUGGGAGUUCUUGAGAAGGCGAUUCUGAGGUGGAGACUCAAGAGAAGAGGAUUCAGAGGGCUUCAGGUUAGCCAACCUGAGGAGAAGGAAGGCACUGAAGCGGUGGAGGAUUUCUACAAGACAAGCCAGAAACAAGCAGAGGAUCGGCUAGAGAGAUCAGUGGUUCGAGUCCAGGCCAUGUUCCGGUCCAAGAAGGCUCAGCAAGAUUACAGAAGGAUGAAACUGGCUCAUGAAGAAGCUCAGCUGGAGUAUGAUGGGAUGCAAGAGCUUAAUCAGAUGGAUAUUGAGAGCUGAAUUUCAUAUUAAAGAGAAGUGUUGUGGUAUUACAAGUAAAAUCUGUGUAAAUGACAAGAGGCAAUUUCGGCCUUUUUGAAGCUGUUUGUUAGCAUGGUAAAAUCAAUUCUGGAGGUGGGAGAUUUUGCUUAGAGGCGUCUUGUCAUCAGUCUUUUGUUUGGAAGACGAUGUUAGUUUCUGUAAUGUGUUAUGUGACUUAUGUUCAAUAAACAAUCUAAGAUAUAAUAAGAAGACAGAAAAAAAAAACAUGAAACAAAUA
Messenger RNA from Brassica napus (rape), 3247 nucleotides. RefSeq names its product calmodulin-binding transcription activator 5. The record is from RefSeq and is a predicted model, not a curated record. Gene Ontology annotation, cellular component: nucleus. The coding region runs from base 145 to 2988 and encodes 947 amino acids. Lineage: Eukaryota; Viridiplantae; Streptophyta; Magnoliopsida; Brassicales; Brassicaceae. Gene Ontology annotation, biological process: regulation of transcription by RNA polymerase II. The transcript has 12 exons. Gene Ontology annotation, molecular function: protein binding; double-stranded DNA binding; transcription coregulator activity.